This is a messenger RNA of Cannabis sativa, 504 nucleotides long. RefSeq lists its product as uncharacterized. Lineage: Eukaryota; Viridiplantae; Streptophyta; Magnoliopsida; Rosales; Cannabaceae. Bases 80 to 451 code for a protein of 123 amino acids. Gene Ontology annotation, molecular function: zinc ion binding. The record is from RefSeq and is a predicted model, not a curated record. The transcript is spliced from 2 exons.
GACACACAUUAUCUCCACCAUAGUUAGAAAAAAAAAAAAAAAUUUGUACACCUCACUCAGAAAUUAUAGUACAUCGCACAUGGUGGCUGGUGGUGGAGAAGACUCAUGCGGGUUCGAUGGGGGUGGUCCGCCUUGGAGAAAUUCACUUCAGGGACACCCCCAUUGCUACUGUGGUGAUCUAGCUUAUGUUUGGACUUCUAGUAGUAGAGCAAAUCCUGGUCGUCGAUUCUUCGGAUGUCCACACUAUGAGAACGAUGAAAGUCGAGGAUGUGAUUACUUUUGUUGGAUCGAUAAAUCACAUGGUAAGAGAAGUACAGAUGCUACACCUGGAUUGCGAAACCAAAUCAAGAUUUUCGAAGAAGAUAAGAAACGCAAUGAGAAUGUUAUUAGAAAAUUAAUUUUUAUCAUUUUUAUUUGCCUUCUCAUCAUUGUCCAACUUAUAUUGCGUUGAAGAUAUGGGUUGUCCCAAAAUGCAAAUGUUUUGUAUGUCUUAUGUUCUCAAAA